AUAUGUGCAUAUACUUAGAUCGUAUAGAAAUUUGAUCUAAACGAACGGAUAGAAAUUAGAACAUUUCUAUACAAAAGAAAUAUUCUAGUUCUAUUUAAGGACGUUAUUAAUAACAGACAAAGAUGAACAUAAAAUUCGUAUAUAUUACGAACAUCAUGCAAACUUCUUAUUACGCGCUAUAGUGAUCACGAAUCACGACGACAUCUUCGUAGCGUCUGCCACUUUAUUGUGUUCGUCAUGGCUUCGACGGAAUCCUUGGUAUGCGAGACACUUGAUUUAAGUUGUCAAGGUCUUAAAAAGAUUUCUCGUUGUCCGUCGGAUGCAGAUAUCAGUACAUUGAUCAUAGACGAUAAUGAGCUUCAGCGUCUUGAUAAUCUUGAUUCUUAUCACAGAAUUACCAAGCUUUCAAUAGUAAGAAAUCAAUUAUUACGGAUGUACGGUGUAUCAAAGUUACAUAAUCUUGUAACUCUUAAUUUAGCAAAUAAUGGUAUAUUGACUAUAGAAGGUAUAAAGGAUAUGACAAAUUUACAAACACUUUGUUUAGCUGGUAACAAUAUAAAGUCUAUCGAGCACUUGCAUACAAAUAUCAAACUGGAGCAUUUGGAUUUGUCUGAAAAUAGCAUCAGUCAUAUCUCAGACAUUUCAUACCUACGAAAUUUAAAGGAACUUUUUUUGCACAAUAAUCGCAUAAUAACAUUACGACAAUGCGAACGCUAUUUACCCACUUCCUUAGAAACGUUUACAUUGGCAAAUAAUAAUAUUACAGAUUUGAAUGAAAUGUCACAUUUAACUAAUUUAAAGAAUUUAGUAAACUUUUCAAUUGCUAAUAACCCAUGUGUCGUUAUGACAGGUAACAGUAUUGGGUUCGAUUAUCGUCCAUUUGUUAUCAAUUGGUGUAUGAGCUUGAAAUCAAUUGACGGCUAUCCUGUUGAUCCUAUCGAAAGUUUAAAGGCAGAGUGGCUAUAUUCUCAGGGUCGUGGUAGACAAUUCCGUGUUGGCGAACAUACAAUGCUUGCUCAGUAUUUAGCAUCUGUCUGCCCUCUUUCCGGUGAGUCAUUAGAAAAUGAAACUGACAGGAAGCUUAGGCUGAUUUUGAGUAAAGCACAACAUCAUCAACAACAAUUAAAUCAACAAAGCGAUGCCGGAAGCGUGCACAGCUUAAGUAGCGUCGGAAUGAGUCCUUCUCCAGCCACUAGGCGUAGACUUAGUCAUAACAGGACAAGUUCUCCUAGACGUGCCAUUGCGCCAAUGUUGACAUACUAUGAAGAUAAAUGCUUACAAUCACCAAAAUUUUAUGAAGCAAAGUACUGUGUGUGCCAUUCGCCUUGUAAAGGUUCAUCGAGAAACUCAUUAAGAAUAAGAUCACCAGACAGGAUGAUAGCUAGUUGUCACACUGAUCCUAUGGUUUCCUCGUGCCACACUCUAAUAAAUGACAAUCAUGAAUCGCUAAUGACUCAAAGUUUAGAUCCAAAUAUGCUUUGUAGUACUCUAAACAAUAAAGCUGGGAAUAUGGCUGCUUCGCAAACUAUAGAAGAAACAUCCAGUCCUCUACAAGCUGCAACAAAAUUAGUGCCAGUUCCAGAAUCUUUGAUGAGUCCAGAUUUUCGUCCACCUUCUGGUCUUUCACGAAUUCUACCAAAAACACCACCGAGUAAAUUAACGUCACCAUGUCAAAUUACAAUGCCUAGUAAACCCACGUCCGAUGGAGACGGCAAAGCUAUUCCAAUAAUAAACACAGUAAAUCCAAUGGCAAAAACGAAUCUCAGUUCUGUAAAAGCAAAUGCACUUGUAAAAAGUAAUUCUGCAACAAAUUGCAGUGUUGGAAAACCAAAUAUCGCUAAACCAAUCGUCACAAAUGCUAAUAAGUGUCCUCAUAGUGUGAAAAUUAAUAAUUACGUUCAGAGUAAAACAUUGCCUGUAAAACGAAGUACAAAAAAUUCACCAAAUUUAGGCAGAAACAUACAAAGGGCCAAAAGUGCGAAUGAUAGAAUUAAAAGUGGUGGAAUUAAAAAAAGUGGAGAUGGAGAUGCAGGUAACGCUACUCAAAGUAGCGAUGAAGAUAGUGAAGUGUGCCAAGCAAAAUUGGAUGGUAUACGUCAUAGAGCCAUUCAAAGAAGGCAGGAGGACAAUAAUAAAGAUCAAGAUGAAGCUGAAAAAGCAGCAAUUUGCAUACAAAGGAUGUGGAGAGGCUAUCAUACUAGGAAUCUCAAUAAGAAAGCAACGAAUAUAUUAAAGGCUAUCGAAAUGACCAGGACGAAUAAAUACAUCCAGAAACUUUCCACCGAUAUGGAAGCUACUAGAACAGCUUUGGAAAGUGAACAUAAAUUGCAAUUACUACAAAUGCAAGCAAUUAACGCGUUAUGGAAAAAAGUUGUUAGUCUUCAACCUAGUGGUAAUCGAGAUUCUGCAGGCAACGAUAAUGAAAACAUUACACAAAAUGCAGAUGUCGUGACUAAUUUAGCACAAACAUGUAAUUUGUUACACACUCAGGUUCAACAAUUACAAGACUCUAUGUCAGAGAUAAAACGAUGUAUGUCGAAUAUGCAAUCAAAACCAAUUCUUAUUGAUAAUGGUGUUGCAACUCAAACAGAAAUAUCUGCUGUUCAUACACCAGCAGGUGAAGAAAAUACAUUUCCUUAUGCACGCGCACAUAGACCACAAACAUUGCCUAUUCAUCAAACUAUUCAUGAAGGAAACGAGAAUAGAAGUUUUGCGUCUAAUCUAAUUGACAGCGUGUUAAAAAAAGUCUCCCAAUCUACUGAUACAACUGAUGAUGAAGUCAAUACUGACAUAUUAAAUUCUAAUGAAAAUCCUGAAUUGUUGAAUUCAAAUGAACAUCCUGAUAUGUUCAAAAGUUGUGAAGAAAUUGUUGAAUCCGACUUCAGGGAUGUAAUGGAACACGAUGUUAAAAAUGAAUAUGAUGUAAUCGAAAAUACUGUUAUAAAUGGUGAAGUUUGCGAGGAAACAUUAUGUAAAGAGUUACAUCACUUAAUUGAAACAGAAAUUACGACAGAAAACUGUAAAAAUGUUGAAAAAGAAGAUAGUUCAGAAGAAGUUGACAGAGAAGAACUUUAAUCUGAGAAAACGCAGAGCAAAUAGUAAGGAAGAGAUCGAAGGUGCAAAGUUAUAAGCUAUGAAUAGAAAUUAUGAAAAAGAAAUGGGAAUUCCAGCGAAUAGUGUCCAACAUACGGCUGAAAUUAAUACAUGUAACUAAAAAUGCUCACUGUACAUAAGUUCAAAAAGUAGUCUUAAUUGUAUUGGGAUAACAAAGUUUUAUCAUUUUAGUCGCACAAUAUUUCCUACAAUUUAUAACAAAGGGAAAUUGGAUACUUUCAUCAAAAUUUGAAAACUUGUUACAACAUAAAGUUUAAAAAAAAACACACACACACAAGUACCAAUAACAUAAUAUUAACAAACAGUGUUGAUAAACAAUUUUAUCAUACAUUGCCGUGCAUUGUGGUUAUUGAAGCAAUUUAAAAAUUUUUCCGUCCACAUAUCUGGCUUCUGAAAAUUUCAUCAAUGCACAAACUGUGUAUUAAUAACGUUGUAUAUCGUACAAAGCUUUGCCCCUUCUUAAAACCAACACAAUGUUGUACAGAAUGAACUAUGUGUUUGACACCGUGAAUUCCAAUGCCGUUUGUCGAUUCUCAGAUUGAAAUAGUUAUAGAAGCAUAGAGAGAACUUUGAUAUGUAAACUUAUUCCUUAUUAAAUGCAGAAGAAUUUUUCGUUUUGCUAAGAAAUUGCCUGAAUAAUAUUAAAUAGGUAAUGAUUAUUUUUAUGUAUUUAUUUAUUUAUUUAUUAUUAAAAAACGUGAGCUCUAGUGAAAAUUAAUAUUACUGUCGAAGGUGUUCGAUAAUGGAAACAUUCUUAAUCUAGUCAUUGCGAUAACUUGUAUGCUUGUAACCACUGUAGAUAACUGAAUUUGUUACAUAGGUAUACAGUGUUAUUAAAACAAGAAAACUUAAACCUUUCAACAAAACCGGAUGAUUAAAGUGUUAAAAUAAAGCGUGAGUUUUUAAUUAUA
Molecule: messenger RNA, 4025 nt
Organism: Hylaeus anthracinus
Lineage: Eukaryota; Metazoa; Arthropoda; Insecta; Hymenoptera; Colletidae
Gene: Cep97
Exons: 13
Coding region: 238-3075 (945 amino acids)
Biological process (GO): mRNA splicing, via spliceosome
Molecular function (GO): protein binding; U2 snRNA binding
Source: RefSeq, a predicted model, not a curated record